UACUAAAUCAAUUGUCCAGAGCCCAAAUUCCUUGGCUGUCGGCUCCUUCCUCAGGCAGCCAGGUCUCGCUGCUUCUCCAACGAAACAUCAAUCAAGAGGCCCGACGACCACCGUCGACGAGGAGGCGAGAUGAUUCUGGCCGUGCUCUUCGCCAACUCCGACGGCAACAUCCUCAUCGAGCGGUUCCAUGGGGUCCCCCCGGAGGAGAGGCUCCACUGGCGCUCCUUCCUGGUGAAGCUCGGAUCCGAGAACCUCAAAGGCUCCAAGAACGAGGAGCUCCACGUUGCAUCCCACAAGUCGGUCUCUAUUGUUUAUACCACGAUUGGGGAUGUCUGCCUGUACAUUGUUGGCAAGGAUGAAUAUGACGAGCUUGCUUUGGCCGAGGUGAUAUUUGCAAUCACAUCAGCGGUGAAGGAUGUCUGUGGAAAACCUCCUUCUGAGCGCCUCUUCCUUGACAAAUACGGGAGGAUCUGCUUGUGCCUUGAUGAGAUUGUUUGGAAGGGUCUGCUUGAAAACACAGAGAAAGACAGAGUGCGGAGGUUGAUUAGACUAAAGCCCCCUGUUGAGCCAUGAUUUCCCUGUGUAUUUUAUGCAGUGUAUUGCUGUUAUUCAAAUCCAAUCCCAUGUACAUUUGUAGGCAAAAGUUCAGAGUUUGCCUCUCCCCUUUGUAUCUGCAAGACCAUCACUCGCUCAUCUGAGGCCUGUGUGCGACAUUUGCAAAAGAUAGCCUAUAAUCCUUAUAUUUGUUGUGUUGUAGCCUGAGUGAUACCGCAUUGCAUUUCUGCUACUGCUGUGGAUACUCUCUGGAUAUCUCCUUUAUACAUGAGGUUGCAGAUA
Panicum virgatum (switchgrass) is the source of this 837-nucleotide messenger RNA. RefSeq names its product TSET complex member tstD-like. The transcript is spliced from 5 exons. Bases 130 to 573 code for a protein of 147 amino acids. Gene Ontology annotation, biological process: intra-Golgi vesicle-mediated transport; retrograde vesicle-mediated transport, Golgi to endoplasmic reticulum; intracellular protein transport. The record is from RefSeq and is a predicted model, not a curated record. Lineage: Eukaryota; Viridiplantae; Streptophyta; Magnoliopsida; Poales; Poaceae. Gene Ontology annotation, cellular component: COPI vesicle coat.